Molecule: messenger RNA, 1296 nt
Organism: Otolemur garnettii (small-eared galago)
Lineage: Eukaryota; Metazoa; Chordata; Mammalia; Primates; Galagidae
Product: Fc receptor-like protein 1
Exons: 11
Coding region: 1-1296 (431 amino acids)
Biological process (GO): cell surface receptor signaling pathway
Molecular function (GO): transmembrane signaling receptor activity
Source: RefSeq, a predicted model, not a curated record
AUGGUAGAGAAGUGGGGAGGCCAUGAGGAACGGGCUCCACUCUGUGAACCCACCGAGCUGUUUCUGAUAGCCAGCCCUCUGCAGCCCACAGAGGAAACCCCGGUGACACUGACCUGUAAGAUUCAGUCCCCUCCACAGUCAUCAGAUGCUCAGCCCCAGUUCCGCUUCUUCAGAGAUUCCCAGCCCCUAACGCCUGACUGGAGCAGCUCCUGGGAGUUCCAGAUCCCUGCUGUACAGAAGGAAGACUCGGGGUCCUACUGGUGUGAGGCACAGAAAGUGGUAUACAAGGUCCUAAGAAGCCCGAGGUUCCAGAUGAAUGUGAAGAGAGUCCCCAUCUCUGAUGUGAGCUUGGAGACCCAGCCCCUGGGGGAACAAUUGGCAGAGGGAGACAAGCUGGUCUUCAUUUGCUCCGUUGAUAAGGGCACAGGAAACAUCACCUUCCUCUGGUACAGAGGGACCCUGGGUUUAAACUUGGAAACAAAGACCCAGCAUUCACUGACAGCAGAAUUUGAGAUCCCAGCAGUGAGAAAGAAUGACACUGAUCAAUAUUACUGUGCAGCUGACAAUGGCUAUGGUCCGAAGCUCAGUGGACUGGUGAGCAUCACUGUCAGAAUUCCAGUGUAUCGCCCCAUCCUCACCAUCAGGGUGCCCAGGGCCCAGGCCGUGGUGGGGGACGACGUGGAGCUCUUCUGUGAGGCCCCUAUAGGCUCUCCCCCAAUCCUGUACCAGUUUUAUCACGAGGAUGUCAUUCUGGGGAGCAGCUCAGCCCCCUCUGGAGGAGGAGCAUCCUUCAACUUCUCUGGGACUGCAGAACAUUCUGGAAACUACUCCUGUGAGGCUGACAAUGGUCUGGGGGCCCAGCACAGCAAGGUGGUGACACUGAACUUCAUAGUGCCUAUCCAGGACACAAGGGAUCCUCUGACAUCAGAAGUCAUCGGAGGGCUGCUUGGCAUCCUGGGCCUUGUCAUGGUCGCCCUAUUAUUUUGCUUCUGGCACAAGAGAAAAACAGGAAGGCGUUCAGCCACAGAUCCACACAGGACCCUUCCCAGCCCUGCACCCCCAGAAUUCACCUACCUCAACUCACCUGACCCCAGGCAAUUACAGAGUACCUACGAAAAUGUGGAUGCUGUGCAUGAGGAUGAGAUUUAUUCCUUGGCGUACGGUAUGCACCAGGAACAGGAACCAGCUGCAGCAGCACCCCCGACAGCACGUGUGGAGAAUAAGGACACCUUGGACAUCUACGCUAGACUGAGGAAGACACAAGCUAUGGAUGUGGACUAUGAAGACGCUAUGUGA